Peronospora matthiolae is the source of this 195-nucleotide messenger RNA. The record is from the annotation of a GenBank genome assembly. NCBI's taxonomy places the organism in Eukaryota, Oomycota, Peronosporomycetes, Peronosporales, Peronosporaceae.
AUGGUGACCCUAAAGGGAUAUUUGUGGAGCCAACGAUGGAACAUCCUGUUCACGACGCAAGUCUUUACCACAUGCGGCAUCGUGUACCAGCGCUACUGCGACAAUCAGGAAAAGAUACUCGAUCGCAACGCGCUGGCGAGCACGACCUCAACGACUCGGACAACAACAAUGCAACCGCUUCGUGAGGACAAGUGA